This is a messenger RNA of Striga hermonthica, 447 nucleotides long. Lineage: Eukaryota; Viridiplantae; Streptophyta; Magnoliopsida; Lamiales; Orobanchaceae. The record is from the annotation of a GenBank genome assembly.
AUGGCGAACGUGAUAGAAACACUUGUGGCCACCUCACCCAUUAAAAGUACACCUGAAAAAUUCUACAACUUCUUUAAACAUGACAUAAACGACCUCGUCAAGGUGUAUCCGGCGGCCUUUAAAGGAGUUCAGGUGCUCGAAGGAGAAGAAGCGACGGUCGGUUGUGUCAAGCUGUGGAGCUAUGUUCUUGGUGGAAUUCCAAUGACCGCGAAGGAGAGGAUAGAAGCCAUAAACGACGCUGAAAAAUCCCUCACGAUCGCCGUGAUCGGUGGAGAUCUUAUGGGGCUAUACAAAAGCUUCAAUUUCACACUCAACGCCAGCGAGGGCUUGGCCAAGUGGACCUUUGCCUAUGAGAAACUCACGAUUUUAACCCCACCUCCUGAGCUUUAUAUUCCUUUGGCAAUCACUAUUUCUACACUUGUGGAUGCGUAUCUUCUCCUCAACUAA